UCCGAAAUUAGAGCCGGCCCGGCAUCAGAGCGCUUCAGUUGCCGGCUGACCACUAGAACGUGAACAAGUCGUAGAAUUCCUGAGAUACCUCGACGCGCCGCCGAAAAUUUUCGUACUCGUCUUUAGUGAAACGGAAUGGAGAGCGCGUCGCGGCCUAAUCAGGGCUAGUGCCCUGCUUGGAUAAUGUCCACUUACAAGGUCGGCUUAUUCAAUGAAUCUCGAUCAAGUGCACCCGCGAAUAUUCGGACUUUGAACAUGUUAUGACACUAGACGUGUGACCGCUGUAUUUUUUGUUUGCUUUUUUAUUGUUUUUUUUUACGUCGCUUCGGUUGGACUAAGCGCGAGUGUGGCAGUUAGUUAGAUGGCCAACAGCGGUACCGUUCAACAGUUCCAGCAGCCAUUCCAGUGCAAGGAUUGUGGACUGGUCUUAAAUUCGGCAGAAUCGUUAGAUGUACAUCUCCAGUACCAUCACAAGGAGACGCUGAUGCAGCAGUGGGCCGGCACUGGCAGCAAAAUAACACAAGGUGACGAGAAAAACAACAAUAUGACCAAGCUUGCUGCAGCUAUUAAACGUGAGUUCCCAAAUUCUAAUUCGGUGGCGGCACCAGCUGAUAGCUCAGACUCACAUAAACGUAGUCCUGAAUAUCAUCGUACCACGCCAGAAGGGUCCUUUGCUCAACCUCCCACACCACAAAGCUAUCACAGUGGCUCAUCUGAAUACCAGAAUUCUGCAUUUUCACCAAAUUUCCAAAAUUUUCCUGCAAAAAGUGAAGGUAACUCUCCUGUAACCCCACAACAACCACCUCAUUUUCAAAAUGCUUUCUCGAAUUUUGCUGAACAACAACAGCAAUUUUACCCACUUCAAGAUACAUCUAGCAGUUAUGGAGAUAUAGCAAUACCCAAUCCAACAGUACAUAACAAUUUAAGAUACCACCCUUAUGUACAGCAAUUCGAAAGGCCUAAAUCUCAGUGUGGUGUACCAUCAGCUAGUCCUGCAUAUCCACCACAACCGACACCAUCCCCUAGUCCGAAGCAAUGCGAUAAAUGUGGUUAUGUUUGUGAAUCAGGAGCUCAACUUAUAGAACAUACGAAUCUUAACCAUUCCAACGCACAUCCAGGUUCCCAACAAUACAAUCAAGGUAAUCAACACUUCAUGUUUGAGCAACAAUCCGCCAUCAAGGAAGAGGAAUGUUCUCAAAGUGAAAUAUUAGACUUAGACUCUCACAAAGUUGUUCAUCCGGUUUGGCCUCAUGGCAAAGAAGAAGAAAAGCGUACCGAUAGCGGGCCGGCGCCACAUUCAGUAUCCUCCCUUCUGAAUACCUGGUCUACGGAGCAUCAACAUCAGCAACCCGGUAUGUAUCAAACUGAUCAUGGUAUGUACUUGAAUGAUUCUGGUGACCACAAGAUAUUUCCAAACAUAGCCGAAAAUAAGAUGUUUCAGCCAGGUCAGAAAAUAUUUCAACCACACCAAUUAAGCAAUCAAAGUUUUAUGAAUAGCGGUGUAUCUUCAUCUAGUACUGAAUUGGGUCAACAGAAUUAUAGACCAUUUGAACAUCUCCCCACUUCAGGUACUCCGGCCAUAUCUAGCAGUCAAGUUGCGCAGACUCCCGCGCCAAACUCUGCUGCUCCUACCCCGCCCAAUGCCAAAGGCACCAACUGGAAAUCGAAUGAAGCUCGUAGGCCAAAAACGUAUAACUGUAGCGCGUGCAAUAAAUGGUUUACUAGCUCGGGGCACCUAAAACGCCACUACAACACCACCCUGCAUAAAAACGCUGUUAAAGCUAGUGGCUUACCAGAUCCAGCCUCCUUACCAAUCAGUGCGCAUCAUCACCCAUCAAGAGACUCUGCUACUAGUAAAGAUGAUUUAAGGUCGCAUUCCGAUAGUCCUCGAGAAGACUCUCGUGGUGAAGACAGCUCAUUAAGUUCUUCUUUCGAAGGGCGAAAUUUGCCUGGAUUGUUGCAUAAUUCAUAUGAUAGGCAGGGUGGUCCAAAUUUGCAUCACGGCCCUCCCGGCCACUCACCUCUUGGACAACAUCAUGCCUCUCUUAACAACCCAGGUACCAUGAUGCAAGGUGCCGGAUUUACCAAUGGCGGUUCCCCAAACGGGGAGGCGGGCCUCUCGUCCCCGGAAUCGAGGGGCCUGCUAUCUAUGGCACCCGGCUCGCACGGUUUCAAUAUGAUGCCGCAAGCGCCUGUAUUGCCGGCCAUGGAGGCCUCCCAAUUCCAGAUGUACCCAAACGGGUCGGCCCCCCACGUUACGCAAGUUAUGGCUAUCACCAGCAACAAUACUACUGGUGAAUUGCAUUUUAUCAUGCAGAACGAUAAUCAGCCAUUGCCCAGCUUUGCGCAACUGCAAACGCGCCGCUUUAGUGGCGGUUUUGCGAACGUGGGGGGCCUGGAAUCGGUAACGGUUCCUAUUUCCACCUACUACACUAAUGAAGAUUUUGAGACGCACGAAGAUAUAAAGCCCAUAUUACCCAAAGCCAGCAUUAAAAUAGAGAAUACACUGUCGAACGGCGAGCUGGUACAAGCGUCCCAUACCCAAGAGAUAGAUCAAUAUUCCUCUAGUUGUGAAAUACAAUACUCGCCCACCGCUACAAAUAACAACCAUGAUGUCAGUGGGUCAGUACUUUAUAUAAAUGGAGUACCUGGAGGCAUGCACGUUUUACGCCAGCUCUCUGUGACUACUGAUGCGCAAGGUGAAAGUAAAGAGAAUUUUAAUGUUGGGCCGGGCAGCAACAGUCCUAGAGUCAGUUCAACCGUUGCACUACAAGAUGAGAGCAAAACCAAGUGCUUCGAUUGUGACAAAGUAUUCAAUCGGCCAUGUUAUCUUACUCAGCACAACAAGACCUGUCACAAUGGAGAAAAGCCAUUUAAGUGUGCACGAUGUGGUAAACGUUAUGCCACUCAACAGAUAUUUGAAGAACAUACCAAGAAACAUGUAGGGGACAAGCCACAUAAAUGCGACGAUUGCCCAAAAGAAUUCAAUCACAAGACCGAUCUACGUCGUCAUAAAUGCUGCCACACGGGUAAGAAACCGUACGCAUGUUCUAUUUGCGGAAAGGGUUUUAUUCGUAAAGAUCACAUGGUAAAACAUAUGGAUACGCACGCACGUAAAAAGGAUAAACUCAGUGCAAUGAGGAACUGAGAUGAGCGUCCAUCUCACAAUUCCAGCCUUUCGCUCUUUAUUCUAAUAGAUAUUAGAAAUACUUUUUAUUAUUGUUGUAUAUAUUCGUUUUAUUUUUCAGGGAUUUAUUUAUAUAUUUGACUAAUCAUUUCCAUGAUUCUCUGCAAAAUCGCUGGAUUAUUUUUUCCAAUUCAGUAAUUUUUUACAGAAUCUAAGACCAUGCUUUUGCACGGUCUAAUUUGCUCAAAGACGUUGAUUUAUUUAUCUCAACAAAACUAACAGCAAUACCUCAUUAUACUCAGAUAUAAGAAUAGAUAUGAUAUUUAUAUAUUAACAAGAAAAAAAUAUAAAAUUAAGAGUAAAUGUCAAUGUACAAAUCUCUAGAUUCGAGUUUUAAAAGCAAAUGGUUAUAAGAAUUAAAACUAUAGUCGAAUACACAUUCGAAUAUAGUAAUGGCCUCCAAACAACGCAGCCGAAACUAAUAUCUUCUGCGAUGUUUGGACGCUUUCUUUUCACAAGUAAUAAAAAUAAACUAUUUGCAAUAAAGUUAAUAUGAUACAACGCAAAUUUUGAUAUUUGUUUUAAUGUAAGCGUGAGUCGUUUUGUAUAUAAGUAUUUUGUUGUCAAUAGGUAAUUUAUAUAUUUUACAGAGACAAUUUCAACUACCUCGUUUUAAACUAAUGUGCCACUUUGUUUUGAUAUCCAAUAUGUGCCAAACUGUUUUAUACCGAAAAUUUUAAUUUAUUCAAAACCCACAAUUAAAAGAUCAAUCAGAACUAUUAUCACUAUUUUAAAAUGUAGAUUUAAUGAAAAAUAUUAAAAUUUUCGGUGAAAUAAAUUAUAUAUAUUUUUUUUUCUUAAUUUAAGAUAGUCUACUCACUUCUAGUGCAAUUUGUAUAAUACUUUUAAGAGUGGUUACGUUAUUAGUUUUUAGGAAGCAUUUUCUGUAACUUGCACUGAAUUAUCCUCGUCUAAAAAUAUUUUUAAUAACGAAAGUCGCACUAUUCAGAAAAUGCCCCCGAAUACUAAAAUAAAUAUGUUAUAAAACUAAUGAUUGUUUUGUUAAAAUAAUUGUUUUUAGUAUUAAUGAUUCGACAUUGUAUAUUUUUUUAUGUUUUUACUGUAUGAUGGAAAACUAUCGAGUGCGAAAUUUGACUACAUUUUUGUUGAGACUGAAUUUGAUCUGAAAUUGAUUGUAACUGUAUAUUUUAUUAAUACAAAAUUUUUUUUCGCUCAUAAUUUUUUUGAGCAUUAUUUUAACACUUUAUUAUAUUUAAAUUAUUCCGUUUGAGUUUAUUCUCACUAUUUAAAUUUGAUCGUGAUUAUUUGGUGUUAAAAUCUUGGCAAUUGAAAUAAAGAAGUUUACAGAAGUAUUUCA
Sitophilus oryzae (rice weevil) is the source of this 4505-nucleotide messenger RNA. RefSeq lists its product as uncharacterized. The transcript has a single exon. Bases 362 to 3148 code for a protein of 928 amino acids. Gene Ontology annotation, biological process: regulation of DNA-templated transcription. Gene Ontology annotation, molecular function: RNA polymerase II cis-regulatory region sequence-specific DNA binding; DNA-binding transcription factor activity, RNA polymerase II-specific. The record is from RefSeq and is a predicted model, not a curated record. NCBI's taxonomy places the organism in Eukaryota, Metazoa, Arthropoda, Insecta, Coleoptera, Curculionidae.